Molecule: messenger RNA, 8148 nt
Organism: Ylistrum balloti
Lineage: Eukaryota; Metazoa; Mollusca; Bivalvia; Pectinida; Pectinidae
Product: tyrosine-protein phosphatase non-receptor type 4-like
Exons: 28
Coding region: 2644-5673 (1009 amino acids)
Biological process (GO): protein dephosphorylation
Cellular component (GO): cytoskeleton; cytoplasm; cytoplasmic side of plasma membrane
Molecular function (GO): protein tyrosine phosphatase activity; cytoskeletal protein binding
Source: RefSeq, a predicted model, not a curated record
GUGUUGUGCUGGAAUGCUGUGAUCAAUUCACCUACACUUGUGUGUGUGUCACCAAUUUAACACGCAUACAGACAGAGUAACCGGUGGAAGUCUGAAUCAUCCCCUCAUAAACCUGUGGACCUCUACACUAACGUGUGUGUGUACAUGUGCUGGAGUCAAAAUGAUGCUGUCUUUAGCUGCAUCUAGCUAUGGGGGCUAUAUGGUUCUGUACAAAACAUAUACAUAUGGAACACAGGGGUGCAUCUAUUGUGUCUGAAGGAUGUAGCUCCAGUAUUUACUUCCUUAUCAUGUGGAUUUCUGUCUCCCAAGUUUGUGAUGUGUAAUUUUCAUCUCUGCUGCAAGACAUCUAAUACCUUUCUGAUUGACGAGGUUAUCUGCAGUAACAGACUGAUAAAAAACUGUAUUUAAUAGAUACAUGCACAGAUUUUCUGUUUUGCAGAUAAAGUUGAGAAGUGUCGGAAUGUGUGUUGAGACUGAAGUUUGUUAAAUAGAAAUACAUAGUGGACUAGAAAGGAAGGAGGAUAUAGUCAUUAACAUUGCUUUCCUUACCUGCUGAAAAACAUCAUUGGACAAAUUGAUCAAAAAAGGCUUUGGUUCAAUAUCAAAUCAGAAAAACUCAUCAAGCUGACAGAUAAUUCAAAGCCAAAUUAGGAGAAAUGUUGUGGGCAGUUUACCUAUGAGUGUAAAACUGUGUUUUGAUGAAGGACAUAGAUAUGCUGGAUCUUUGCCCAGGCUCUGAAACUUGAUCUUACAUUUGUAUCAGACAAGUGGUAUAUCUCCAUGGAGACUUGACAAUCCAGAAGGUGUCCCACUUUUGUUUUACUGCAGUCAUCUGGAGACGGGAACCAUUGACCUUGACAUUGAUGUUGUUAUGACAACAAGUGUGGGAAAGAUUAGACAAAUGUAAAAAUUGUUCCUUCCAUUGAUACAAAUUUGAUUUCAGCAACUCAUCAAGCAUGGAGAGCUUUCAUUGUUGAUUAACAAGUAACAAUUUAUUAUUACCCAGAGGUAUAUGGAUCAGUUACUUUUAAAUUACAUCCAUUUGUCUGUGAUAUUAGGUUAGGACAGCAUUGACUGGGCUGUGUACAAUGAUGAAGCGAAUGCAACAGUUGUGUUUGGAAGUAAAAAGUUGCUGCAAUUAACUAAGUAAAUUCAGGCCUGACUUGUUAUAAAUCAAUUAUUCUGCCUCAUGUGAGUGACUCAUUGUUGGAGUAAAUCUAAAAGAAAAUGGUUUCUAGGUUUUGAUGCGCUACACAGACAGAAUAGAUAGCAUCCAGUGAACCAGUCAAUUGAUUUGCUACAAAUCAGUGAUGCCAGCUAGGGAAUGAUUGUUGUGGAAAUCAUUUUAAUGGAAAUUUACUUGCAAAUCCUAAUUUGACAGAAAGCAGGAAUGUUUUCACAAGUGCAUAUUUUUGAUCAGGAAAGACCUUUCAUGACACGGAGUAAAAUUUAAAAUAGAAAUAUAAUUUUGAUUGAAAAUGGAUGAUAGCCCGUCAAGCUGAGAGGUGAUCAACUGAGAGACGAGGAAGAAAAGGAUAAAUAUUGCAGUGUGUAACUGUGGGAGCUAGACUGUAACAGCAGACAUUCUCACUGUGUGGAUGAUGAAUUGAGAGAAGGUGUAUUGCCUUGGUCUCUAGUACAUACCUACUCCAUGGAACUAACACAAAGUACAUGUGUGUGCUUCUAAUUACAUAGAAAGGUUUUUAGAAUGUAAAAUCUGGAUUGGGUUAAAUAGGCCCCACCAUCAUUUUCAUCAUCGUUGUCCAUGAUGCGUCAGUGAAUGGAUGAAGGUAGACAUAUUCCCAGGAAUAGUAGUACAGACUGUUGUAUAGACACAUGUACUCUGACUAAUCACCUAGUGUAUAUGUCAAAUGUAUUGCUUGACAAUGUCCAUUGCUUCACAACCUAUAAUCGUGUUCUCUGUAUAUCUUGUACUAAGGAGUGAAUCUGUCUCAAUAUUGUAGAAGCAAUACACUCCAGCAUUACUGAAGGAACAGGCAAAUUCUGACCUUCGUGUCAUUGAAUUGUCACCAGUAAUUCUUUGACACCAACGAAGCUCUGCGUGUACAGAUAUUUGUUUUUUUUCCUGUGAGUGUGUAUAACAGAAAAAUACAUACAAAGUCAUCAUUCAGUAAGGAUAUGUAUCAACUGUUUAUCAUUAGACAACCUAAAAAGGGUCUUCGAAUAUAUCCAUAGGAGACUUUGCAUCAUAUAUCAUAUACUGUAUAUACAGUACAGUAUCUGCAGUUUGUUCCAGCGAAUGGUUCCAUGUGCAGAUACUAGAGUAUUUAAAUUGUAUAAAGUAUCUGCUGGAGUAUUGUAAACUUUGGGAUUGAAGCUGAAUAUCGUCUUUGUGGAAGUGUUAUAUACUUUACUUUCUCUGGAUAUGAUAUUUACUGUGUUAGCUGGUUAAAUUGAAAAUUCUGCCAGCAAAUUUCUCUGGAUAUCUUGCUGUUGGAUUCCUCAUUCUUGUGUCAUUCAGUGUUGUAGUUUAACAGUGUGUAAAUAUUCCUUCUGUUUUAAUGGAUUUGUUUACAUGGAUUUAAAAACUCGUACUAUGGAACUGAUUUGUGUCGAAAAGUCAGUGAAUAUUUGUCAGCCAUCAUUUUCUUGAUAUUAAACUAUACAGUCAAAUUAAAGAAUAUGGCAACCAUCGCUACAACAUCUAUCGGUCCCACUGUGGUGAUAGCUACAGCAGAAACCUCAGAUCCAGGGGGUUCUCCCCGUGGCUCCCUAGGAACCAUCUCUGAGGGUAAUGCAUCCUUAGGUACCACAGUUGACCUAGAUCCUGACCCUGAAGAACAAGGUCAACCUGAGCUGCACACUAUGUCCAUGCGACUGGUGUCUGGCGGCACGUACAAUGUUCGGGCAUCGGAGAUGGCUGCCCAUCUUCAGGAUCGUCAGCCAAAGACGGUGCAGUGUAUCGUACAUUUCUUAGACGAUAGCGAGGAACAGUUUGAAAUCGAUAAACGUGCAAAAGCACAACAUUUACUGGAUAAAGUGUUUGACCACCUGGAGCUGGUAGAGAAAGAUUAUUUUGGACUUCAGUUUGUUGACUUGUCACCUGCUCCGGACCACAUGGUUGGCCAUAACUAUAUGGCGCCAAGUACAUACGCACUGAGGUGGCUGGAUCCACUGAAAACAAUUAAGAAGCAAUGUAGAGGUCCUCCGUUCCAAUUUUUUUUCCGUGUAAAAUUUUAUGUGUCAGAUCCCAGCAAGCUGUCCGAAGAAUAUACAAGGUACCAUUUUUUCCUCCAAGUGAAGCGAGACAUUCUAGAAGGCAGGCUUGUGUGUCCCCCCAGCACUGCCGCCCUGCUGGCUAGCUACGCAGUGCAAUCUGAGCUUGGUGAUUACAAUCCAGAAGAGCACAGGGACAACUACCUCACAGAAUACAGAUUUCUUCCCACACAGACAGAAGAGUUUGAGAAACAAGUGUUGGAACUACACAAACAGCACAGGGGCCAGACCCCAGCUGAUGCAGAGUACAACUACCUUGACAAGGCCAAACGUUUGGAGAUGUACGGAGUUGAUCUCCACAAUGCACGGUCUAUGUCCAUGAUGACGGGUGAAAUAGAGCAGGAUCCCGCGUUCAAUAUAGAUCAGAGUAAUGUGGACAUACAGCUAGGUGUGACGUCUAUAGGUUUGGUUGUGUUCCAGAAUAACGUCAAAAUCAACACAUUCCCAUGGGCAAAAAUUGUAAAAAUUUCCUUUAAAAGGAAGCAGUUUUUCAUUCAGCUUCGACGAGAAGUGAAUGAUGCUGUAGAAAACUUAAUAGGGUUUAACAUGGUGAGCUAUCGUUCAUGUAAAAACUUAUGGAAGUCAUGCGUGGAACAUCACACGUUCUUCCGGCUCUAUGUUCCCAACCCUCCCACCAAGAAAAUUUUCUCUAUUGGGUCAAAGUUCAGAUACAGUGGAAAAACCGAGUUCCAGACAUUGGAAGAAAGCAAGCGGCGAACUAAAAUGGAUCGUUCAUUUUCCAGGUCGCCAAGUAAAAAGUUUGCUCGACGGACAGUUGGAGGACACACGACAAAAGUGAUUAUGGAAGAACGGAACUUUAUAGAUGGACAUCGGAAUAUUCCUAAAUCACAAACAUUCUCGGGACUCAGUAGUGAUGGCACACGAACAGUUUCUGCAGGAGGCAACCAUUCCUUCAAUAGAUAUGACAGUGUCAAUAACCAGAUGCGGGCAACGUUACCGCAUGACUACAAAGUUGGAUCGUCAGUACGAGGAUCUGUUCAUUCUGAAAAAUCUGACGACGAUGGUGGUUUCCUCACUCACAAUGCAAAUAAAGAUACAUAUCCACAACCCAUCCCUACAAAAAAUGUCAACUUCCCGUCAGUGGCAGAUAACCAAAUCAAAGAUAUUCCUAAUCAUACAGAUUCCGACAACCAACUUCCUGCGUACAAUGACUACUUGCCUAACGGGAAUGGUUACCCUGAAGGACAUGGUCUGGUUACCAUACGGAUGAUCCCAGAUGAACAGGGGCGAUUCGGGUUCAAUGUCAAGGGAGGGGCAGACCAGGGCAUGCCCAUUAUUGUAUCCCGAGUGGCUCCUAGCACGCCAGCAGAUCUGGCCAUUCCUCGUCUAAAUGAGGGAGACCAGGUCCUUGUGAUCAACGGGCGGGAUGUUUCACAACAUACGCAUGAACAGGUUGUCAUGUUUAUUCGGGCCUCAAGAGAAACACAUUCAGGGGAGCUGGUUUUGAUCGUGCGGCCCAACGUUUAUGUGAGUGAGGACACACCAGAAGAGCACUACUUUGAAUACUUACCCGAAUCUCAUGUGAUCACAACAACGGCUGGCGCCAAUGCCCUGGACGCUUCUCUGGUACUGCUGCAGGAAAGUCUGGAAGGAGGGGCCGCCCUUGCUCAGUUUGAGCAACUAUACAGGAAAAAGCCAGGAAUGACAAUGAAUGCAGCAAGGCUGGAUACAAACAUUCCCAAAAACAGAUACAGGGAUAUUUCACCCUAUGAUCAAACAAGAGUGAUAUUAAAGUCAGGCGGUGAAUAUAUCAAUGCUAAUUAUGUGAAUAUGGAAAUACCGGGGUCAGGGAUUGUUAACAGGUACAUUGCAGCACAGGGUCCUCUACCCAAUACAUGUGUGGACUUCUGGCAAAUGGUCUGGGAACAACACUCCUCUCUUGUUGUCAUGCUCACCACCAAGAUAGAACGAGGAAGGGUAAAAUGUCACCAGUACUGGCCAGACCUCUACGAGACGGUUGAUUAUGGUGAGCUACAAAUAACUUGUGUCAAAGAAGAGGACACAACAUCAUUCGCCUUCCGCGAGUUCAACCUCACACAUUUAUCAACCAAUGAAGAAAGACACAUAUCUCACAUGCAAUAUAUAGCUUGGCCUGAUCAUGGCGUUCCGGAUGAUCCGGCCGAUUUCCUUGACUUUGUAGGCAAGGUGCGACAGAAACGUACAGGCAUGGUAGAACCAACAAUAGUCCACUGUAGUGCUGGGAUAGGACGGACAGGGGUUCUGAUUACCAUGGAGACGGCUAUGUGUCUGAUUGAGUCUAAUCAGCCUGUUUACCCGCUGUCUAUUGUGAGACAGAUGCGAGACCAGCGUGCUAUGCUGAUACAAACACCUAGUCAGUACAAGUUUGUCUGUGAAGCCAUCUUAAAAGUAAGUCAUGACCAGCUAGUGAAACCAAUGGAAGACUACCAGAGGUGAAAGUGAAUAACAAUGCGGGCCUAUCCGCUCUUACUUACCAUAUCAUCAUCCCAUAUGUGGCGCCGCAGUGGCUGUGUCCCACAUACCCACAGACAAGGUGCCAUUCAUCUGUGUGUUUCCUUGCUGGAGGUCAAAGGCCUCGUGUGUGAUGGAUGGUUUAAUGUGUCACGGCCAUUGUUGCUUGUGCCGCAAUCAUCAAUUUCUAUUCAGUGCUUUGCGUCACUGACAGACAUCACAAGUAGAAGGCCCUUCUCAGAUUUUCAUUCUGUCUAUCAUUGGCAGUGGUCAUCGUCGGUAUAUAUCAAAGUGUUGUCCCUGUAACUGGGAAAUCUCUCUACUGCUGGAUCUGAUAACACAACAACUAUAUGUGAGCUCAUACGAGCCCAAACAAUGAGAGAAUGCAAGUAGUGAUCUUCAUCAAGUUCACUGGCUGUCAAAUAGGAUGUGUGCUCGUAUCAUCGGCUAGGUAUGCCGGAGGUGUGUGUGAAUUUUAACCUCAAAGUGUGUCAAAGAAAUGAAAGGUUUAACCAUUUACAAUGCGAUCAGGAUAACUGUACUAGCAUGACAGUGGAGCUGGAUCUCUCUCCCUGUGUUGUGGAUUCAACAAUAUUAUUAUACAGAUUUACAUAUCCACAUCUUGUGGAAGGGAUCUUAACCUGAUCCAGUUAAAAAUCAAACUCGAUGUUCAGCGAGACACAUGGAGGCACAUAUUGUGUAAGAUACAUCCCUGAUGGUGCAUGGAACAUUAUUUAUGAGAAAAGGAUAUUUAAUAUUUUAAGGGAGGGGAGAUAAUCUACUGAUUAAUGUCAAUUUACAUGUAAAGAAUCAUGCAUGUAAAGGGAAAUAACUCUCCACAGCAUUUGAUUAAGCAGCCUACAGUUGUGCUGUCUGUAAGUGUUGAUCUACGGAUCUGAAGUUUUAAAGCAAUUACUUCAAUUGCUGCUGUGACUUGUCUUUUAUGUUGCCAUGGUAACCCAAAUCUAUUUUAACAAUUGUCAUACUACAAAAUUAUUUGAAGUUAUAUAUUUAUGAAUGUAUUUGUUCUCAAUUUUACUAAACGUAUGCAUGUGUAAAAGAUACCAUUUAAAUAUUUGAAAGAAAUAACAUUAUCAGUGCUUUGUGCUGAAUGAUACUCAAGAAUUUGUUAUUGCUAGUCUGCAAUCAAACACUUUUAGAUUUUUCAUUCCACACCUCUAACUUAUGGAUCUUUAAUUCAAAACAAAUAAUUCAUUUUUUACAUUGACUAUUUCAUAAUGUUUACUAUUAAAGAAGCUAUAUUUUAACUUGAAACAUUUUGAAAUUUGAUUAUUUUCCCUUCUAAAAAAACAUAAUUUACUCAAAUUUGUAAGUGUGUAGUACCAUAUAUGUCAAGUUUAUGUAUCAAUGUAUCGAGGAAAAAAUCACAUGUGGAAGAUUAAUCUCGAUUCCAGAUGGGAAAUUCAAUGUCUAGUUUUAUAGAUAAAGAACAAGUAUUAAGUAAUUUGUAUACCUCAGUGGUAUGGCUGGAUACAACGUGAUAUAUGUCAUCUCUAGCACAUUAUUUUUCAUUAUUUAAGAAAGCUUUCACCGAUUCCUGUGGUAGCUCUCAGUAACACAUGUUUUCUCUGACAUUUUAUAUACUGUAAGUUAUCUUGGAAAUGUUUAUUAGAAGAAGUUGCACAGGAUAACAAGUUGGUUUUCCAGUGUUCUGAAACUUGUGUAUGCUUCUUCUUGUGUGAGAAAUUACCAGUGAGAGGAAACAUGUGGCUUAACACCAAUAUAUCAUUCAUCAUUCUGAUGACAGAAGUUUUAAUUCUAACUGUGUCUGAUAUGCCAAACACUUGUAACAUUAUUUCUGCAUGAGUGUGUGAAAAGGUCAGGUUUCAUUUGAUAACGAAAAUUUUGAAUUCAUAUUUAACAAUAUUAAUGACUGAAAUUUUUCAUUAUUUUGACAUCCUUUACAACUAGUUACAUGAAAUUUAUUUUUGAAAACUUAACAGUUCCUGUCUGCGUGAAAUAGUUGUCAAUUACUUUUCUGUUUAAAUCUUUUCAUAUAAUUUCUUCAGUAAAAAUAAUUAAUUUAAUUUGACUUGAGUCAACUGAUGGAAAAACAAAAUGUAUGAAAGAUAUUUAAGUUUUGAAAUACAGAUACAAGAAGAGGAUUCUGCAGGCUUUCCCUGUUGUCCAAAUACUGUGGUAUCUUUCAUUAUCUGUAAAUCUGUUCUAGAACUUAUAAUGAAAGUGUGGAUGUGGAUUAUUUCAGAUGUAUGAAUGUUGCUUUUGUGUGGUGAGAGCUACUCUCUGAGUGUCCUAUAAUAUAAGGAUGUAUAGACUUUGUGACAAAAUCAUGUUCUAUGUGUACAUAAUGUAUGAAAGGAAUAUAAGUAAUGGAAAACCAUAGUAAAUUAAUAUUGAUCGUACGAAAUAUGAGUCAUUCAUAUUACCGUACAUACAUACCAGGCAAUAUCAAACUUGAUUAAAAUCUUUCCCAAGUAA